Alligator sinensis (Chinese alligator) is the source of this 3186-nucleotide messenger RNA. It is a transcript of the gene TBC1D17, whose product is annotated as TBC1 domain family member 17. Bases 106 to 2160 code for a protein of 684 amino acids. Gene Ontology annotation, biological process: activation of GTPase activity. NCBI's taxonomy places the organism in Eukaryota, Metazoa, Chordata, Crocodylia, Alligatoridae. The record is from RefSeq and is a predicted model, not a curated record. The transcript is spliced from 18 exons. Gene Ontology annotation, molecular function: GTPase activator activity.
CCUGCACAAAUAUGGCGCCGCCCCCGAAGGGGGGGAGAGAAAGGGGUGGGGUUCUUUUUACAGGAAGUGACGUUUUGUUGUUUCCGGAAGUGGCUGUCAGGGAGGAUGGAGUCAGAGGGCUACAAGGUGGUCUUUGAGAAAGACAGCGUCUUUCUACACACAAGUGCCAAGCGGCACCAGGACCAGGACUCACUCAUCCCUGGAGUCAUCCGCAUCGUCGAGAAGGGUUCGGACACCGUGCUGCAGUGGACACCAGUGGAGGAGGCUGGUGAUGCCCCCCAGAUUGUUUUCUCCAAGAAGGAUCUCUCAGGCAGCACAACAGAAGAAGUUCUCUUCGACCCUGGCUAUGAACCCGACUGGGCUGUCAUAAGCACUGUGGGGACUCGGCCACGCGUCCAGGAUGAGCCCCCAGUCCCUGUGGCCCCUCCGCCCAGCCCCCGGGGGCAAUGGGCUUUCUCCAUCAGCCUGUCAGAGCUGAAGUCCAUCCGCAAGAGCCGUCCGGGCCUGGGCUGGUCGUACCUCAUCUUCAUCACCAAGGACGGGGUGUCUCUGCAGGCACUGCACUUCCACCGGGGUGGCACCAAAGCCCUGCUGCGGGCUCUCUGCAAGUACCUCAUCCUGGCCACCUCCCCCAAGGACUCGCGCCUCUAUCUGGUGUACACGCAUGACUCCUAUGCUCUCUCGCACUCCUUCGAUGAGCUGCAGCUCUUUGAUGACAACUCCUCCAACCUGGUGUCGCGGUUUCUGCAGGACCCCUAUACUGCCGCUUUUGGGGGCUUUUCCAAAGUCACCAACUUCUUCCGUGGGGCCCUGCACCAUGAGGACGGCACUGCCCAGAGGGCCCUGGGUGACCCUUCUGCAGGCCUGGAGGAUGAGCCAGGCUUCGAGGUCAUCACCUGCGAAAAUUCCUGGUGGAGAGGGGCAGUGCCAGCCAAUGGGCUUCCUUGGCAGAUGGGGGUGAGACUGCAGGUGCAACUGGGGGAGCGACCAGUGGUGCAGCGGGAGCCCCCAGUGACGGAGCUGGAAUGGGAGCAGCACCUAGACCCUGAGGGGCGCGUCACCAAUGUUGACAGGCUUCGCAGGCGCAUCUUUGCUGGGGUGAGUGGGGCACAGGCUGGAGAGGGCCUCAGCACAGGGCUGCGCAAGGACGUAUGGAAGUACUUGCUGGGUUACUACAGCUGGGAUAACACGAGCGAGGAGAACCGAGCUCAUGUCCGCCGGAAAACGGAUGAAUAUUUCCGCAUGAAGCUGCAGUGGAAGUCGGUGAGCGAGGAGCAGGAGCAGCGCAACUCCCUGCUGCGUGGCUAUCGCAGCCUCAUCGAGCGGGACGUGAGCCGAACUGACCGCAACAACAAAUUCUACGAAGGCAGUGAGAACCCAGGGCUGGUGCUGCUAAAUGAUGUCCUCAUGACGUACUGCAUGUACAACUUUGAUUUGGGGUACGUGCAGGGCAUGAGCGACCUGCUGUCGCCAGUGCUGUAUGUAACACAGAAUGAGGUUGAUGCUUUCUGGUGCUUCUCCGGCUUCAUGGAUCUUGUGCACCAGAACUUCGAGGAGAGCCAGGAGAGCAUGAAGCGGCAGCUGGCCCAGCUCACCCAGCUCCUGCGCCUGCUGGAUCCCCUGCUUUGCGACUUCCUGGACUCCAAGGAGUCUGGCACCCUCUGCUUUUGCUUCCGCUGGCUCCUCAUUUGGUUCAAACGGGAGUUUGCCUUCACUGAUGUGCUACAGCUCUGGGAGGUGCUGUGGACGGGGCUGCCCUGCCCCUGCUUCCACCUGUUGGUGGCCUGCGGGAUCCUGGACUCAGAACGCGAGGCCCUCAUGAACUCAGGCUUUGGCUUCAAUGAGAUCCUCAAGCACAUCAACGAGCUGACUAUGAAGAUGAACGUGAAUGACAUCCUGUGCCGGGCCGAGGCACUCUACAGGCAGUUGGCAGCCACCCCGGAGUUGCUGCGGCCUGUGCAGGAGCUGCUGGGCCUGGGUGCAGGUGCCUCGCCUUCCCACAGUGCCAGCUCAGAUCCUGCCAGCUCUCCCCAGCCGCUGUCGCCUGGCCAGGCCCCGGAGUUGGAGCUGGCUGACAGCAUCCCGCCCAGCCAGCCUGACAGCAGCAUUGAGAUCCUGCCCACCGAGGAUCCCAGCCCCUGCCAGAGCCCCUCGCCCUGAGCCUCCACCCAGGAGGGGCUGCCCGUCGCUCACACAUGCACUUUAAUUGUGGGGAGUAGGGGGGAAGGAUGGGGGGGGGGAAGGUCUCAAAGAAGAAUAGGGGGCAUCUUAGGGACAGGGGGCAGCUCCCAGCGUGCCCUGGGGCCUGGCUGCAGCUCCCAGUGUGCCUUGGGGCUUGGGCAUGAUUCCCAGAAUGCACUGGAAGCCUUGUCCUCAUUCCCAGGAUGACUUGAGGCUGGGCUGAGGGCAUGUCUCCCAGCAUGCCCUGUGGCCCAGAGGCCUUACUUCAACAUCUUCCUGCAUGGGGAGGAACUAGUGACCUACCUGUGCUGUUCACCCUUCUUCCCCCGCCCCCCACACACACACACAGUGCCCCAGGGCAGGCUGUGUCCCCUCCUCUGCCUGGGAGGCAGACCAAAGAUGCCCCUUAGCCCGUACCUCCCCAGCCAUGGGAGCCAGGAUGCCUGGGUUCUCUCCCCACUCGGUGGGGUGGGAGGGGAUGAAACCAGGGCAUUGGGAAUCUGGAUGCUUGGGUUCAGUACACACUGCCCCCCCACCAGUGCCCUCACCCAGCCCCUUGGCAACUGUUGGCCCUGUGUGUGCUGACAGGGGUGUUUCCCCAGUAGGGGGGGCAGGAUCUGGGCCAUUGCAGCUGCCUCUAGGAGCAGCAUCUGUCUGACUUCCCCCCAGGACUAUGCCCGCCCCAUCUGUAAGCUUGGUAUGAUGUGAAGGGCUUGAUGGAGCUGGGGUCCAAACUACUCCCCGUACCCAGUGGGGGAGGGCAGGAGGUGCUCUGGCCAUGCACCCCCUUUUGCAGCUGGGAGGGCCUGGCUGCUCCCAACACUGACAGCCUGAGGGGGUCACUGGGCCUGGCCCCUUUAACCCUCCCCUCCACCCCCCUGCUUUAGGGGUAGGUGAGACUCAGGUCUUGCCCAAGAGUGGGGCAGGAUGUGACCUGGGGGGGAAAGCCCCUUCCCCCAUUUGCUUUCUUUGUAACAUGCAUUAAAUACAAAGUGUUGUUGGUUU